Messenger RNA from Fulvia fulva, 3420 nucleotides. RefSeq lists its product as uncharacterized. The record is from RefSeq and is a predicted model, not a curated record. The transcript has 2 exons. Lineage: Eukaryota; Fungi; Ascomycota; Dothideomycetes; Mycosphaerellales; Mycosphaerellaceae. Bases 1 to 3420 code for a protein of 1139 amino acids.
AUGGAGCCAUUGCACGCGGCAACUCCACCUUCCAGCUUGACGAUGGAGACUUCAACAUCACAUGCAACCGAUUCUGCUCGAUGGAGGAAUGUGCUGGGCUAUCAGCCGGACGAGCAAGACGCGCCGCUGAGCGAUGAGGGCGACAUGCAGUACUUCAAUUACGAAGCCUACGUGGACGAAGGCGCAAAAUGUGAGUUCCAGGCGCAAGGUGAAGGUGGCGGUGAGAUGUGGUACGAUGCCGAGAGCCAGCCUUUGGAUCCGUACACCCUCCAGGACGGCAUCCCAAAUAAUGAAGCACGAUAUGAAGCUGAACAACGAGGCCUCGACUACAACGCGAACGCCCAAUGGCAGGACGAAAUGGCUCAAUUCGGUGACGAGCUGGUGGGUAUGUACAACGAUGAGACGUGGCAGCACACUCCUGCGCCUGCACAGAGCGAUCCUGCGUACUCCGAGACACCGUUAGCAUACGCACAGACCGGCGCCCAAGAUUUGGUGGAUGCCACCUCCACUGGUGAAGACCACGAGAUAUUAAGACAAGCCACCAACCACGGCAUGAUCCAGCAGCAAGGGCCUAACGGCGUUCCUGCUGACGACUUACGUUCUGGGGCUCAACGAGAUGAUUACAGAUCAGAUGAGGACCAUGGUGAAGACGACGAUGAAGAUGGAGACGAGAAAAUCCUCGCAGCCGCUUACCAGAACUACUAUACCGGCAACUUGUUGCGCUCUGGUCUAGUCCCUGCCUUGCCGGCGGACUAUAUCGAAGAGUCCGCUGAUCCUGCAGGUCUCACUAGCCUCGAAAGCCUGGUCAGCCUAGAUGAGCUCAACAGCAACGAGAGAUGGGAGAUCGACAAGGAGUCUGCUGCCUUUCUGAACCACGUUGUCAUUGAGACCAACAAAGACUACACGGAUCUACUGCUCCAGUCUGCACAAACCAGCCUGCGAGAGCUGAAGGUUAAAGAGCCAGUGCUCUUGACCGAUCCACAGCUGGACAUGAUGAAGAUUAUGGAACGCAGCAAGCUUGAGUUGAAGGCAGAAGAUCUGAACCCACACAAGCUGAACCAUGAUAACGACGAGGGUCUGAAGUGGCCAGCAAAAUAUGCCAAUCUGCCUGCACAAUUGCACCAGAAAAUCGACAGUGAGCGGCUGAUAUUGGAUGUUGAGACCAUAGAGUACCUCAAGGACAUACACGAUGGUCCGGACAUCGAUCUCGACAUCUGGCUGGAUAACGAGCGUAAACUCAGGGCAAAGCCGCAAUAUGUCAGCCCAAAGCUCCUUCCUCUGUCGCCAUCAUACAGCCCACCUCAACUGCCAUUGUCAAUGGCGAAUGUUCCACUAUUGUCAACCCCGGAAGACCCCAACGAAAGAGAAGUAGCAGAGCUCGACAAGAUGCUACGCGAAAAAGACGAAGCUGCUAUGCGACAGCUGGCAGAAGAUUCCACCUACAGUUCACUUGAUACCGGCAGCUCUUCUUCCCCUCUGUACCGUAAGGCGAAGCGGAUCACCAGCCUCAAGGUCUCCGAUCCGGUCUUGCCUGCCGAGAAUCUCGAGCCACCUACUAAGAAGCAGAAGACGGUGACAUUCCCAGACGAGCUUUAUACCCUGAUACCUCGACCUACUUCGAGCGACAUUGACACGAUAGAUGCGGUCGACGAGACUUUUGCCGCGGUGGAAGAGAUCCUCAAGCCAUUGGCUGCUCCAGCUCUUGAACAACACGAGCAUGAGGUGCUUGAUGAUGUUGACACUACCAUACGAGUCGCAAUACCCGAUGUUGAGGUGAUAUCGCCGACUCUACCCUGGUUAGAAGGCAAUGAUGACAAACCAGACCCACGUCGUGCGAGGCUCAUACAUCCUAUACUGUCAAAGACGCUCGACGAGCUCGUCAAGUUCGAGAAGAAGUGGAGCGGUGUGUCGAAACUGGAGCGAGAUCUUCCGUGGAGCGCUUUCGCCUCUCAUCUGGGUAAAAUCAGAGCUGAACCUGACUUUGACGACGGAUCAGCGGCACGGUAUCUCGCUGAGUUGGACGAUGGUGACGUAGACCUGGAGAGUCUGACAUACAGACCCAUGAAGCUGCAGCUACUUACCAUUGACGAGUUCGACGAUGACGAGCUGGAGCCGCUGGACUUCGAGGACGAGGACGACGAACAGCAGAUGGCAGACUCAGAUGUCCUGCCAGCAACAUCAGCACUUUUGAUGGCUCGACUGACGAAGAACGAUAUUAUAUCUGCGGUCCAUCAACGACCGUCGCAGCCGCCAUUGGUCAAGCCGAAGGUGGUGCUUGCAGAGCUUGCAGAGUCUUCAGCUUUCGAAGUGAUGCUUCGAAAACGCAAAGAAGAACUGGCACUUACCAAGAUGGACAUUACUGAGACUGAACGUGCUACUGUCGUGCCCACACAUGCUGACCCACGGGGAGAGGACACGCGGCAAGCGAUAUUGGGAGGUGGUCUGACACAACAUAUGAACAUGCAUGGUAUAUCAAAGGCCAGUGCACAGCCGGCAUCUGCAUCCAUCGAGCCUGACAGGGCACCAGCGUAUAAUCCAUACAACCAGAAGCAGCGGCCGGUUGAACAGACUGCCGUGGUCCCACCUACCACGAGCGUGCCGCUUCCCAUGGUGCCAAGAAUGGACAUGCCCCUGCCUGUGGUGGUCUCGUCAACGAUCAUGAAGGCCAAUCAGCAGCUUGUACGCGGCAUACAGAAGCUACUUCCGACCAUCGAGAUCAUUGAGCGUCAUUACAGCGCGGUUGCCGUGACACCACAGAAGACAGCCGUCGCGGGUAUGGAAGCUGAAAUCACCGUUUCGCCAAGCACUGGUCUCAUGUUCACCAAUCUCCAAAGGCUAAAGCAAAAGCCUCUUCCUGGUCAGACGUCACACUUCGGGUUUUGCGAGCAGAUCACUGUUGUCGCACCACGCUACGAGCGCUUGAUCGUGCUCGUGAGUGGAGUAGCGGGCGGAAGUAGUAACGAAACAAUUCUCCCUGCUCUUGACGAGAGCGACACAUCUGCUCUCACUGACUUCAUCAGCUUCGGCACCACACUAGACUGCGAAGUGGAAGUCAUCUACACAGCUGGUGGCAACGCUGAGCUCGUCGACUGGACAGCAGCAACGAUUGCCCAACACGCUCGUGGCCACUCAAGCUUCCUGCCAGAGGAGACGACAUGGGAGCGCUUUCUGCGGAAGGCGGGCUUCAACACAUACGCUGCACAGGUACUGCUGGAUCAGCUCAAGCCAACGACGAUGGCGCCGUAUAGCGACAGAAUUCAAACUCGAUCAUCGCUGCAGCAAGGACCCUCUGGUCUUAGCGCGUUUGUGGCGAUGAGUGCGGAGGAGAGAUUGUAUCGCUUUGCAGACGUGCUUGGUGGAGUGGGAGUGUUGAAGAGGGUUUGUGAGACGAUUGAUGGGCUACUUAUUCCGGCACGAUAG